Molecule: messenger RNA, 422 nt
Organism: Coniophora puteana RWD-64-598 SS2
Lineage: Eukaryota; Fungi; Basidiomycota; Agaricomycetes; Boletales; Coniophoraceae
Exons: 2
Coding region: 1-324 (107 amino acids)
Source: RefSeq, a predicted model, not a curated record
AUGCGCGCCUUCACUCCAGCUCUCGCCCUCGCCUUCGUCGCUACCGUCUUCAGCGGCAUGGCGAUCGCCACUCCUCUCGAGGACGCCGCCCUCGCGUACAAGAUCGAUGGAUGCGGCACCGUGGGUGGCCAACUCCCCGCGGGCUGCAAUGGCGGCGGCACCAAGGGCUGCAAGUGCAGCGGCAUCGGUGUAUACGGCUGCACUGAGGCCGAGGAUACCAAGACUUGCAAGUCGAAGGGCUGCUCUCUGAACAUCUUCCUGAACAGAAAACGGCAUUUGAUACUUUUGCGCUCAUUCAUGUUCGAUCAGCCGUAUGUCUCAUAAACCAUAGUUUAGUUUCGUAGUUAUAUAACCAUUAUGUUAGCGUACCACAAGUUAUGGUUGCUAUCUACAUGACUAUCCUGCCAAUUCGUAUUUGUUUG